Messenger RNA from Malassezia globosa CBS 7966, 1041 nucleotides. RefSeq lists its product as uncharacterized. The record is from RefSeq and is a predicted model, not a curated record. Gene Ontology annotation, cellular component: mitochondrial inner membrane; nucleus. Gene Ontology annotation, molecular function: single-stranded DNA endonuclease activity; metal ion binding; nucleic acid binding. Gene Ontology annotation, biological process: apoptotic DNA fragmentation. Lineage: Eukaryota; Fungi; Basidiomycota; Malasseziomycetes; Malasseziales; Malasseziaceae. Bases 1 to 1041 code for a protein of 346 amino acids. The transcript has a single exon.
AUGUCCCUCGCUGCACACGUUGGUCUAUUUGCAGGUGGCGUACUUCUAGGUGCGGGUGGUGCUACGAUUUGGGCACGUCGAUCGCCGGCGUCUUCACCACAAGCCUCACCCGUGGUGUCGACAACUUCGCCUACACCGACGGUGAAGGCGCCUUCCUCUUCGCCUGCCGCGGUUGUGCCUCCGUCAGCAGCGAGUGUCUCAGAUGCACUUCUUUUAUCCGGACAUCCAGGACCAGUUGCAGACUUUUUCCAGCAACAAGCAUAUGUGACCGCUUACGAUCGUCGUAUGCGGCAUCCAAGCUGGACAGCCGAGCACCUGACGGCAGAAUCCAUCAGGCGACCGCCAGGCACCGAUGCAAAUCGUUCACAGUCGAUUUUUGCAGAGGACGUGCGACUACCAGCCAUGUUCCGAGCUACAAAUAAAGAUUAUUUCCGUUCGGGCUAUGAUCGGGGCCAUAUGGUCCCGGCUGCUGAUGCCAAGUCGAGCCAGGAUGCAAUGAACGAGACAUUCUUACUCACAAACAUUGCACCACAAGUGGGACCAGGGAUGAAUCGCGACUACUGGGCACAUACAGAAGACUUUGUACGCCGACUGACGUCACAAUUCAAGGACUUGUACGUGUUUACAGUGCCGCUUUAUCUUCCACGCCAGUCCAUGGACGGCAAAUGGCGGGUGUCAUACGAGGUCAUUGGUACACCACCGAAUGUGUCAGUACCAACGCACUUUGCGAAGGUGAUCCUGGGCUCUGGCCAUAUGUCGGGUAUGCCAGGAGGCCUGGGCAUGGGUCUGGGCACAACCCACAACAGCGCUUUGGCCCUAGGCGCUUUCAUUAUGCCGAACAGCAUGAUCCCGGACUCUGCUCCAUUGCGAAGCUUCGAGGUUGAUGUGGAUGCUGUGGAACGUGCCGCUGGCCUUACACUGUUUCCAGCAGCGAUCAAAAAGAGUGCCAAGAAGCUGUGUGAUACUGUCAAAUGUGAAAUUGUAGUGCGUGACUUUUCAGAUGCUGCCAAGGCGCUGCCGAAACCAGCUCGUACCCCAUAG